Molecule: messenger RNA, 618 nt
Organism: Fulmarus glacialis (Northern fulmar)
Lineage: Eukaryota; Metazoa; Chordata; Aves; Procellariiformes; Procellariidae
Gene: FETUB
Product: fetuin B
Exons: 3
Biological process (GO): negative regulation of endopeptidase activity; binding of sperm to zona pellucida
Cellular component (GO): extracellular region
Molecular function (GO): cysteine-type endopeptidase inhibitor activity; metalloendopeptidase inhibitor activity
Source: RefSeq, a predicted model, not a curated record
UGGGUCGUUGGUCCUGCAUAUUUUGUAGAGUUUUUAAUUCAGGAGACAUCCUGCUCCAAAAAUGACACGAUUGCUGACAUCUCCAAGUGCAAGCCACUUUCAUCAGCUCAAAUAGGUUUCUGCAAAGGCUCUGUAGUAAACAGCCACUUGGAACACGAACUGUUUGUCACAGUAUCCUGUGAAAUCUACAGUCUGCAGGAUCCUGCCACUGAAGAGGGUAAACAGCAAGCUAAUCAGACACCUGGAAAAUCCAGCCAGAAUCAACAACAAGCUUUCCCUUCAGAAACCAAUCCUUUCUCCCCACACCUUGAAAAAACAGUGGGCUGGGUUAAAAUUCUACCCCCUUCAACUGAGGACAUAUCUUUCCAAAACCUACCACAAAGUCAAAACGAACAUAAAGAUGGAAAGUCAGUUCCACCUGAGGCUGUAGGAUCUACACCCAGUCUUGAUGGAGAAGAGACUCAAGUAGACAAACCAGAUUUGACCAAACCAGUCACUGGACCAGUUUUUCUCCCUUUUCCUGAAGAACUUUCUCUAUCACAUGCAUGCCCAGGAGAAGCAAAGGAGAUAAAUUCCAUCCUCCAGCCGUUGCUGCCUAAAAAGCCUACCAAAGUCUAG